Messenger RNA from Microtus oregoni (creeping vole), 5556 nucleotides. RefSeq names its product regulator of G protein signaling 8 (gene Rgs8). NCBI's taxonomy places the organism in Eukaryota, Metazoa, Chordata, Mammalia, Rodentia, Cricetidae. The transcript has 7 exons. The coding region runs from base 367 to 909 and encodes 180 amino acids. The record is from RefSeq and is a predicted model, not a curated record.
CCUUCUGGAACAGCAGCAGACAGUGUGAAGAUCUCUGUGGGUAUUAUAGAGGUUUGGAAAUAAUAUUGAGGGAGGAAGGAAGAUAGAAACAGAGAUGAUGAGCAGAUCCGGCAGAACAAAGGAAAAAGUCUCACUCCAUCACAAAUGCAAGUCGGGGGGAAGUUGCUAGGUGAUGGAUGAGGAAAGAGAGCGCCUUAACCCGCAGCCUCUCUGACCAUCCACUUGGCAAAGACCCGCAGGCCAUGAGGACCGGUCAACGGCAGUGAGAGGACGUGAGAGAGUAAAUCCUUGAACCCCGCAGUCUUAUUUCCUGCUCUGACGUCCCUGCAAACCAGCCCAAAGGGGUAACCGUAAGCGGAUGCCUGUAUGGCUGCCUUGCUGAUGCCACGCAGGAACAAAGGUAUGAGGACUCGACUGGGGUGCCUGUCACACAAAUCCGACUCUUGUAGCGACUUCACGGCCAUUCUUCCCGACAAACCCAACCGUGCUCUCAAGAGACUCUCCACAGAAGAAGCGACGAGGUGGGCAGAUUCCUUCGACGUGCUCCUCUCUCAUAAGUAUGGGGUGGCGGCUUUCCGUGCCUUCUUGAAGACGGAGUUCAGCGAGGAGAACCUGGAGUUCUGGCUGGCCUGCGAGGAGUUCAAGAAGACCAGGUCGACUGCAAAGCUGGUCUCCAAGGCCCACAGGAUCUUUGAGGAGUUCGUGGAUGUGCAGGCUCCACGGGAGGUGAAUAUCGAUUUCCAGACCCGAGAAGCGACGAGGAAGAACAUGCAGGAACCAUCCCUGACUUGUUUUGACCAAGCACAGGGCAAAGUACACAGCCUCAUGGAGAAAGACUCUUAUCCCAGGUUCCUGAGGUCCAAAAUGUACUUAGAUCUGCUGUCCCAAAGCCAGAGAAGGCUCAGUUAGACCUCAGAUGGGGACUCUUGGGAGUCAUUGGCUUUCCCUUCCCCUUGCUGCCAAGACCAUAUUCUAAUGUGAAACACCCUAAGUGUUCAAAGGCGCUGGGGCUUGAGGUGGGAGGCUGGGGGUGACCAGGGAAUGAAGGGCUGUUCCAAAGUAUGACCCAGCUUCUGGAGCUGGGACGCUCUUCCAUUUACCCAGAUUUAUGUUUUGGUUAGAGGUAGCAGCGCUGCUGACAUCCAUCUCUGGGUGGGCCAGUACCUGGCCCUUCAAGAUACGCCUUCUUCCGUCAUCUCCACUGAGAAGGCAGAUUCACUGUGCUGGGCUAUUUGUAAAUAAUGCAAACGCAGUUCCCAUCACCUCCACACCAUGCCCUCUCCAGCAGGAUUCCUGAUCUACACCCGGUCCUCUACCCAAGGGAGGAGUAGCUAGAAGACUCAGGUUUUCACCUGGGAUUCGCGGUCACGAACCGGUAGUCCAACCUGAGUAACUGGACCUCACGGUUUAGAAGAGAGGUCUCUUGGAAUUUCAGAUUCCUAGCACCAUUGACAGGUGACCUCUGACAAAGGACAUAUUCCUUGGAGUUGACUGAGUCUUCCAUCUCCACAGGACCACUAUGGGAGGAGUCUGGGGUCCCUGCUUAGCCUAAGGAAUUCAAUGAACUUCCUACACUUGCAGCUCUAGAGAAGGUCUUGGGAGACUCCCCCCAUGACUUCUGAGUGGAGCUGUCCUUUUGAAAGAGAGACCUCGGGAAUCUUCCCCAAUUUAUCGAGAACUUUUCUAGACGUGGAGUGACCAGGGAAUGUAGCAUCGGCGAACUUCUGUGCAAUGAGCCUCUGUAGAACCUGUCUGUUGCCUAAUGCAUUCUGUGCCCUCACCUCCCCAUGGCGUCACACGUCCCUGAUCUCUAGGACAAUAGGCAGUUUGGCGAAGGGAGGUGAAUUCCCACAGCAUGACAGCUUUCCUAGUGCUCUCCUGCCAUGCCACCCCCUCCUUCCAUGCAGGUCAUGUGACCACGAUGGGGGAGAAUGGGAUCCUAGGCUGACAUUCCCCUUGCAGCUGGUUUCCUAAGCACACUUCCUUAGAAAGGGUCCACUCUUGGCUAUUGAGAAGUAGCUGCCUUCUUGGUCUCUGGCUUCUGGGACUAAACACGAACUGGGAAGAUCACUGUGAAUACCAGGCUGUGGAAAUGUUCCUACAAGGCUUGUGUGGUACCCUGGGGUAUCUUGGAAAUGUACCUGGAUACACUUUCUUGGAAGAGCCAGGAGCAGCAUGGAAUCUCUGCGGUUAUCCAGGAGAAAUCGAACCAGGAAACAGAAGACGAACCUGGAAGCUGCUGGUCUCUGGGUGGACUGGAUCACAGAAAAUGUGGCAGAGGCACUACUUGGGAUAAUCCACAGCUAGUCAACAUGGGUUCACGGAAGAACCACAAACUUUUCAGCUUGAGCGAUUGAAAUAAUCCAUAGCCAGGCUGCCCUGGAUAGCAGGUGGAGGAAGGCUGGGCUGACACUCUGCUUUUAUGGGAGCCUAGCCCUUCUGGGAUAUUCUAGGGUUUGAAUUCUGGUCUUGGAGAAUCAGUUCCUUCCUUGGUUGUAGUGGACAAGGCUAAGAAGGCCCUUGAGUCCCAUCGUGUUAGUGCCAACUGCCCUCCGAGUGGCACAGUGUCAUCUGUGAAUGGGUGUUGGUGUCUGUGUGUGAACCUCAAGGAGAGAUUAAAAAACACCUGUUUCCUAGGCCCCACACUGAAGAGACCCAUGGCAGUCACAGUAAGAACUCUGAAGCUUCAGAUGGCGUUCCUAGUUAGGUCAGAUAGAUUUCCCCACCCUGAUAUACAAAUAUCUUAGCUAAAGCUGCCAGAGUUAAUGUAAUGAUUAAAUUCUCUAACAGGGUAUUUUAAACAUUGUUUACAUAUGAAAUGUGCAUCUGCUGCCAAUGCUACUGUCCAGUAUGAGGUGCAUAUAAAUUGGACCUGCAGUGAUGGAGAUGUCCUGGGGGAGGGGCUUUCUCGCCACUUGCGCUACCCCAAUGCAAAAAGGCCCCACAUAUACUGUGUGGCACCCUCAUUUGGGGCUAGAGUUCUUGCCAACUAUUGGUGGAAUGAAGGCUGCAGAUGGUGAUGUCACGACACCCCAGUGACGCCUUCCCAUGUGGGAGGUACAAAGGACCAAGUUUGGGUAUCCUGAAUUCUGUAGCUAGACAAGGGCACAUGAGUCUGUGUCUUUGUAGAGGAGUAGAGAUUGUUCUAUUUGUGUGUGUGUGUGUGUGUGUGUGUGUGUGUGUGUACGAGAGAGAGAGAGAGAGAGAGAGAGAGAGAGAGAGAGAAUUGUGAGUCUUGGGUUGUACACUGCAGACAUGAUCUUCCCAUGUGGGCAGCUUUUCACAUGUUCUAGCUCCCCUGCUUCUCACAGAAGGCACUGAGUUUCUCGCUCUGUUACCUCCUCUUAGGCACUUUGGUCAUGCCAGCCCAGAUUUUGGUUUGUGAUGAAACAGAAAUGUUUACAACAUCUAGAGCAAUAUCCGAGCAUACCUCAUCUAUGAACUCCUGUCUCCCAGUCCCCGCCCCUCAUCUCUUCCCCCAUGAGCCUCAUCCACCUCCCCAGGUUGUCAUCACAGAUGCCACUUCAUUUAAUGUCUUCCUUUGCUCCGGUCAUAUAGAAUGUGCUGAUGACUGGCCCCGAACUCAGGCAAGUCCUGGCAGCAGCAGCAGGACACAGUGCUCUCCAUCCCUGAGUGGCGUCCUGGUUCUGCUGAAUUCAUUUAUUUUGGUUCUGGUUUGUGGUUUGCUGUGGCUCUUGUGACUAAGUCGAUCUCAGUCAUUGACAGCUUGGGCACUCUGGAUGGAAUGGGGGUUAAUCUUCUGUAGUAUUUAUUAUUAAACAUGAGCUUGAAUAAUAGGGAUCACCUUGAAAUCCCCUUACAAAUGCUAAUUCCGAGGUUCUACACUCAGAGAUGCUGAUCCUAUAGAUUUAGAGAAGGAACCCAUAAAGCAACAUUUAAAAAGAAAAAAGACUUCUGAGUUUGUAAUGGCCUGUGGGCAUUGGACAAAGAUGACCCAAGAUGGUAGUUCUCAACCUCGCUGCUCACUAGACUUAGAAUAGUUAAAUCAGAGAGGUUUAGUGGGAGCCAGGUGGCGGUAGUUUUUAAAUAUUCCACUAGCAGUUCCAAUGUGCGGAUGUGGUCAGGAAACAGCUACCUAAGGAAUGAAGAGGAGCAGAACUGAAGGGUAAAACACAGCAGUGGGGCAAGGCCUGAAGGCAAAAAGCAAAUGACCGGGACCCCUUGCCUGCUUGGCAGCUGACUCUUGAGGGGGGUUGCUUUGCACCUCUCAGUCUGACUUGUUACUUUGAGGGCAUGUUUGGGUUUACACUACAUGCAUUAGUCGGUAGCAUGUCAUGCACGCCAAGGUGGGGAAUAGGAAGGACGCUGGGCUUAGAGCUGUUUUGCCAGGCUUCCCCUGCUUUUUUUUUUUUUUUUACAGCGCUUCCUCCAGGCUUGCCCUGUGAACCCUAACCUUGUUUGUUUCCGUAGAUUCUUGUGUCUGGUUGUUCUGUGUCAGGGUGUGCCUCUGAGGAGGGUAGUGGGAAUACAGGUUGUGAGUGAGGAGUGUCUUCGUAGUGAUGAUUGGGAUACAACGGCUUCCAAGUUCCUCUGUGGAGGGUGUUUCUUCCCAGGGAGGAUCAAAUCUGGGAGGCUUUUCCGAGACUGCAGUAAGGUGUGUUUUCCCUCCUUCAAGCCCUCGCCAUUUUCUCUUUAGUCCCAUGGCUGCUAGUUGGCUCUAUUUUCUGGUGCUUUCCCAGAACUCGCCGCUCUGAGAAACCAAAGCUGUGAAAAGCGAACACUCUGCCCAGGUGCUUGUCCUGGACAGGGGCCCCAAGCCCCGGACAAUGGAGAAACUCUGCUUUUUAGGGGAGGCUUGAGAGCUGGGGGAGGAUGGGCAAGGGGGCACCUGAGGAGGAAGGGACAGGGCAGGAGAGCCCCCAGCUACUAGCAUGGUAGUUGCAUCUCCGUGUCCCAGAGGAAAAGCUGAAAAGGGACACGCUCAUGGGCAGGAUGGUCUUCUAGCAAGAACAACCCCAGAACUCCACCGACCCUGCAGAGGAACUGUGAUUUCCCGCCCUUGCCUUCAAUCGACCACGUGUCAGCUCUUCUUAAAUCCAUACCCAUGUAGUUAAAACAGAGGUGGUUCGGUCAUCACUCCUGACCCUGGGAGCCUGUGCCACCAUGUCACUUGGCACGAGACUGAGGAGGGAGAAGCCAAAAGGGGAGAUGGCUUUCUGUCCUUGUGGCUUCUCAAGGAGCCAACGAGAUGCUGUGAGCCACAAAGGGAGACACCAGGAUGGGACUAAAGGCCUCACCAGGUUUCCGGUUUAGAGUCCUCUCAAUCAACUGUCCAUUUCUUGAACUUAACGCCUCCUCUCCCUCCCUUCUGCCAGGUUAGAAAAAGGCGACUAGGUUCCGCAUGUGCACUGACCACGGUAGCCUUAGCUGGUCACUCACGGAGCACAACAGGUUUAUAGCAACUCAUCUGCCACACCAACCGCUUGGCUGACCGAGUCCGCACUGAGUUGUUUCAUCACCUUGUAAAGUGGAAUACAUUGAGCUUUACUAUACACCGGCUGUGAGAACAUAAUAAACAAAACCUGAACAAGCGGC